Molecule: messenger RNA, 1139 nt
Organism: Suillus bovinus
Lineage: Eukaryota; Fungi; Basidiomycota; Agaricomycetes; Boletales; Suillaceae
Exons: 5
Coding region: 237-1049 (270 amino acids)
Molecular function (GO): GTP binding
Source: RefSeq, a predicted model, not a curated record
GUACCAUCUGUUGACUCUGACUGUUCCUUGGCAUGACAUCGACCAAUUUAAAGUCCUUCAAAAAAUCCACAAUGGGGAGGCUAUCCCGCGUCCUGAUAUAUCCGAGGCGAUGUCUGACGUCACAAACACCUUCUGGAAUCAUAUCGAACAGUGUUGCUCAAUUGAUCCAUCUGCCCGUCCAUGUGCUCUCACGGCUAUGAAGUUCAUAACGGAUGGACUAGAGACUAUCGAACAAGAUGAUAUCCCUGUUAGCAGGGUACAAGAAAUCCAUCAAAAUACAUACUUGGUGGCGGAGCAGGAUUUCUACCGCACCAUUGUUGCAGUCUUCCUUGCAAACAUCAUACAAUACCGUCCCCUCUAGCCCUUUAACACAUCAUCUCUUCUCUACGGCUUCGUCGCUGUCACUUUCAGGUCCUUUAAAUGUGUUACUUUUCGGAGAGACUGGAGUUGGGAAGAGCGCUAUCAUAAACUUGAUUAUAGGACACGACGUUGCACGGACGUCGCCAGACGCACCACCCUGCACACUGCAGCAUACCUCCUACGAAGUCAGUCUUGCUGAUCGCCGAUUCAAACUUUGGGAAGUUUCCUCGAUCGAGUCAACGGGUUUUUUCCGGACCCUUUUUACAAAAUGGCGUCUGAAAAAGUCAUACAAGAAGUUGUACAGAGAUGACGGAGUCUAUCUUCUUUUAUAUUGCAUGAGGGGGUCGAGGGCCCAGAGAGCACUGAUCAAGGAUUAUAAAUUCUUCACUGAUAUUGUUGGCUCCACUGCCACUGUAGCAGGUGGCGUACCGGUCGCCGCUGUGGUCACUUCCUUAGAAGAUUAUCCCAAGGACAUGGAUGGGUGGUGGACGAAGAACAAGGACAAUCUGGAACGCCUCGGCAUGCGGUUCUCCGCGCACGCUUGUAUCACUUCUCUCCCUAAAGAUCCAACAUCCUCGCUAGCAAUGCUCGCACGUCAACAGCGGUCAGAACAAGUCAUUCGCUCUCUUAUUUAUAACUCCUAUAAAAGGGGUACCGAGACAUCUCGCAGUUCCAGUCCAGGUAUAUAACUUUAUGAAGAAGCGGGCUUAUUUGCGUAUUAUUGUCUUCGACGAUUUGGGUCCCCCCGGCGGGGCGCUGUGCGCACGCAACUGUUGAAA